AACUGAAACGUUCUCAUGGGUAUCAAGAAGAUAUUUGGAGCAAUUUUCUUUGUGUUAUUAGGUAUAGGUAUCUGUUCUGCAACUAGAUCUCUCCUUACUCUUGAUGAAGUAGCUUCUCCCGGUGGACAUGGAGGUGGUGGUGGCAGUGGUGGUGGGGGAGGUAGUGCAGGUGGACAUGGUGGUGGAGCUUCUGGAUAUGGUGGUGGAGGUGGUGAAGGAGGUGGAGCUGGUGGUGGUUAUGGAGGAGCCAGUGGACAAGGAGGUGGUGCUGGUGGUGGCAGUGGUGGAGGCGGAGCUAGUGCAGGUGGUGCUUCUGGGUAUGGCAAUGGAGGUGGCGAAGGAGGUGGAACUGGUGGUGGUUAUGGAGGAGCUGGUGGACAUAGAGGUGGUGCUGGUGGUGGCAGUGGUGGAGGCGGAGCUAGUGCAGGCGGAGCUAGUGCAGGUGGCGCUUCUGGGUAUGGCAAUGGAGGUGGCAACGGAGGUGGAACUGGUAGUGGUGGUGGCUAUGAAGGAGCUAAUGGACACGGAGGUGGUGGUGACAAUGGUGGUGGAGGAGCUAGUGCAGGUGGAUAUGGUGGUGGAGCUUCUGGAUAUGGAAGUGGAGGUGGUGAAAGAGGUGGAGCUGGAUAUGGAGGAGCUCGUGGACAUGGAGGUGGUGGUGGUGGCGGGAGUGGUGGAGGCGGUGCAGGAGCAUAUGGUGGUGGAGGGGCACAUGCAGGUGGAUAUGGCAGUGGAGGAGGAGCUGGAGGAGGUGUUAAUGGUGGUGCAAGUGGUGGUGUUGGAGGUGCAAAUGAGGGAGGAUAUGGAAAUGGUGGCAGAGCUGGAGGUGAUGAAGGUGGUCACUAUUAGCCUUGAAAGUACCUUGUCACCUUUAUCAUAUAUUAAGAGUAUUAAUGUUGUUACAACUGGUACUAAAAAAAAAUAAGUGUAAUUUGAUUACGUAAUCCAAAAUAUUUAAAAAUAUUGUAUGAAACUUAUAGAAUCCAAAUAGAUGAUGUUAAAAGUUAUAUCAUAUGAUAAUAUUGAAAUGAAUCUAUC
Gossypium arboreum is the source of this 1038-nucleotide messenger RNA. Its product is annotated as glycine-rich cell wall structural protein 1.8. Bases 16 to 849 code for a protein of 277 amino acids. NCBI's taxonomy places the organism in Eukaryota, Viridiplantae, Streptophyta, Magnoliopsida, Malvales, Malvaceae. The transcript is spliced from 3 exons. The record is from RefSeq and is a predicted model, not a curated record.